GUAACCAUCUUCUGUUACUCAUUGUGUAGGAAAUGCUGGAAGCUCUCAAGGCACUUUCAUCCUUUUUUGUUGAAAAUAGUUUGCGGACUCGAAGAAAUUUACGUGGAGAUAUUGAACGUAGAAGUUUAGCCAUCAAUGAGGAAUUUGUAAGCAUUUUCAAGGAAGUGAAGGAGGAACUGGAAAGCAUAAAUGAGGACGUGCAAGCCAUGAGCAACUGUUGUCAAGAUAUGACUUGUCGCCUCCAGGCGGCAAAGGAACAGACUCAAGAUUUAAUAGUAAAAACCACUAAGCUUCAAUCUGAAAGCCAGAGGUUAGAAAUCAGAGCCCAAGUUGCAGAUGCCUUCUUAUCCAAGUUCCAGCUGACUUCUGACGAAAUGAGUCUGCUCCGAGGUACAAGGGAAGGACCCAUCACCGAGGAUUUCUUCAAGGCACUGGGAAGAGUGAAACAGAUUCAUAAUGAUGUCAAAGUUCUCCUGCGUACAAACCAGCAGACAGCGGGUUUAGAAAUUAUGGAACAGAUGGCCUUGCUUCAAGAAACAGCUUAUGAAAGACUUUACCGGUGGGCUCAAAAUGAAUGCAGAGCAUUGACACAAGAAUCAUGUGACAUAUCUCCAGUAUUAACUCAGGCAACGGAAGCCCUGCAGGACAGACCUGUCUUACAUAAGUAUACCUUAGAUGAAUUUGGAACAGCCAGAAGAAGUACAGUUGUCCGUGGAUUUAUUGAUGCUCUCACAAGAGGAGGCCCAGGAGGUACACCGAGGCCUAUUGAAAUGCACUCCCAUGACCCCUUGAGGUACGUGGGGGAUAUGUUGGCUUGGCUCCAUCAAGCUGCUGCCUCUGAAAAGGAACACCUUGAAGCCCUCUUAAAGCAUGUAAGCACACAAGGUGUUGAAGAAAAUAUUCAAGAAGUUGUUGGGCAUAUCACCGAGGGUGUGUGUAGGCCUCUGAAGGUUCGAAUUGAGCAAGUAAUAGUUGCUGAACCUGGGGCAGUUUUAUUAUAUAAAAUUUCUAAUCUCCUCAAAUUUUACCACCAUACAAUCAGUGGCAUUGUUGGAAAUAGUGCAACUACAUUGUUGACUACCAUUGAAGAAAUGCAUUUGCUGAGCAAAAAAAUAUUCUUCAAUAGCUUGAGUCUUCAUGCAAGUAAAUUGAUGGACAAGGUUGAGCUCCCACCCUCUGAUCUUGGACCCAGUUCUGCACUAAACCAGACGCUUAUGCUGCUGCGUGAAGUUUUAGCAUCUCAUGAUUCUUCAGUUGUACCGUUAGAUGCUCGUCAGGCCGACUUUGUGCAGGUUUUAUCAUGUGUCUUAGACCCUCUCCUCCAGAUGUGUACUGUGUCAGCCAGCAAUUUAGGCACAGCUGAUAUGGCCACUUUCAUGGUCAACUCACUAUAUAUGAUGAAGACAACAUUAGCUCUGUUUGAAUUCACUGACAGACGUCUGGAAAUGCUACAGUUUCAGAUUGAAGCGCACUUGGACACACUUAUAAAUGAGCAAGCCUCUUAUGUUUUAACUAGGGUGGGCUUGAGUUAUAUCUAUAAUGCAGUACAGCAACAUAAACCUGAACAGCCAAUCACGGUUCGCUACUCUGGAAAGGCAGCCUCUUCUACCAGUAGGAACCAGUGUUGCUCCCUUUCUCUGCUUUCCAAGGGACCUUUAGCUGGUACACCUAACCUGGAUUCUGUGGCACUGAAGGCUGCAAUGGUUCAGUUUGAUCGUUAUCUGUCGGCCCCAGACAACCUGCUAAUGCCACAGCUGAACUUUCUUCUAAGUGCUACAGUGAAAGAGCAGAUUGUGAAACAGUCUACAGAACUGGUUUGCAGAGCCUAUGGGGAAGUGUAUGCAGCUGUGAUGGACCCAACUAGCGAGUACAGAGAUCCCAAGAGCAUUCUCCACCGCUCGCCGCAGCAAGUGCAGACACUUCUCUCCUGACGGUCUUGUUUGAUGGUGUUGGCAGAGUGUGACCUCCCUCAGACACUGAACGUUAUUUUUGUUUUUGGUCUCUUACUCUGAGCUUUAAAACGUGAUAGUUGCAGUUUCCCUUGCAUCUUGAGAUUGUAGGUCCCAAUGAUUUCUUUCAGUAAUGACAGCGGGCAAGUCCAUGGCAUGCGGACCGGAGUCCUGGUGUUCCCAUCGGCCCCACGUAUUUCGUGAGGUGCUCUGCUCUUUGCUGCUUGCCUCUCUGGCUCUGCAGUUCCUCCUCUUCCAGAAGCAAAAAGUAUUAGGAAUGGUGGGGCGGGGGCAGUAUUUUUGCAAGACUCAUUCUAAAAUAACAGCAUAUAAAAAACUUGUCUAAGCUUAAGCGUUCGCAUGAGGUUGUGACCCAGUAAAUGUCUUUUUACCUAAAGAUUCAUUGCCGUCUUGUUCACGGGAAUAGGUGUGCUCUGUAGCCUUUCUGAAUGCAGCUUGUGUCUCUGCCCACAGCAAAACUGCCCUUCGAGAGUUGUUGGAAGAAAGAAAAAUAACCGUGGGCGGUGGUACUGGUGUGUGUGGCAAUGAGUCACCUUCCUGGUCUCCUUUAGCACUGAAUAUAGAACUGACUUCACACAUUUUUAUGCAAUUUUUAAACGUGCCCUCAGCAAAAAAAGGAAAAAGAGGGGGAGAGGGCAGUCAUUUAAUAGGAUGACCUCCACUCUGGGGGCACCCCGGGAGGACCUCAGGGGGGAUGUUCCCCAUUUCCAGUGAGUGUCAGGGGCAAGGUGUCCAGAACUGAGCCUCAGUCUGAAGUUGGACCCUAGGGCCUCUCAGUCCAUCGGCUGCAGGUUUUCUCUGGUGUUCAGCCCAAAGAAGCGAGGAUUUGUUGGAGCGCUAGGGGAAGCGCUGCCGGGAGGUGUUGCCAGUCAGCUGCUGGCCUGCUCUGUGGUGGCCCUUGCUGUGGGGAAGGUUCAGAUCGCUGUGGUUUUAGGAAAUGAGUCUCGCUGUGCUUGGUUUAGCCUUACUUUGUUGUUAGGGCAUCGGGGCAAGUCCAGUCAAAAGAAAAACAAAAAAACUGGCAAAUCUGUAAAAGGGGAAAACUGAAACACAAGGAAAUAAUUGUUUCAAAAUGUUUUGAAAAGUAAUGAUAUUCAUGGUAGAGCAGUAUACUGUGUAAUGUAUGACAAAUUGAUAUUUACAGACAUGUUCUGUUCAUCUAUCUGAUAUUUGUAAUCAUUCAUAACUAGUAUGACUCUUUUUGGAGUAUGAGUGAUUAUAUAUUUUCAUUUUGGUAUGAAUCAGUAUUUUUAAUCUUUUCUGUUCAAUGAGUAUGUGUAAUAUAUAAAAGAUAAAAAAUAAAGAUAAUGUAAAUCAAGAACUCAAUUUUUAAAUAAUUUGUUUCUACUGUGAAAAAAGGUUGACACCCUGCCAUCAGUGAACUUAUUUGUUUGGGGUGGGAAUGUAUAUUUUGCUUUUUUGUGUGGUUUUUACAAAUAAAAUAUUAAAAUAUUUCUA
This is a messenger RNA of Carlito syrichta (Philippine tarsier), 3428 nucleotides long. It is a transcript of the gene COG6, whose product is annotated as component of oligomeric golgi complex 6. NCBI's taxonomy places the organism in Eukaryota, Metazoa, Chordata, Mammalia, Primates, Tarsiidae. Gene Ontology annotation, biological process: intra-Golgi vesicle-mediated transport. Gene Ontology annotation, cellular component: COG complex. The record is from RefSeq and is a predicted model, not a curated record. The coding region runs from base 33 to 1931 and encodes 632 amino acids. The transcript has 19 exons.